AUGGGCAAAUCUAUCCUCCUCAUCAACGGGCCGAACCUGAACCUGCUCGGCACCCGCGAGCCGCACAUCUACGGCCACACGACUCUCGCCGACGUCGAGAGCGACAGCCGCGCCAUUGCCGCUAAGCAUGGCUGCACCUUCGAUGCCUUCCAGUCCAACCAUGAGGGCGCAAUUGUUGAUCGCAUCCAGGCCGCCCGCGGCAACGUCGACGGCAUCAUCAUCAACCCGGGCGCCUACACCCACACUUCCGUCGCCAUCCGGGACGCCCUGCUCGGCGUCGGUAUCCCCUUCAUCGAGCUGCAUGUCAGCAAUGUGCACGCUCGUGAACCCUGGCGCCAUCACUCCUACUUCAGCGAUAAGGCGGCGGGGAUUAUCGUCGGCUUGGGUGUAUACGGCUACAAGGUUGCCGUGGAGCACGUAGCGGUGAACUUCAAGGAGCUGGAGAAGGCGGCGUUGUAA
Penicillium macrosclerotiorum is the source of this 459-nucleotide messenger RNA. Its product is annotated as type II 3-dehydroquinate dehydratase. The coding region runs from base 1 to 459 and encodes 152 amino acids. Gene Ontology annotation, molecular function: 3-dehydroquinate dehydratase activity. Gene Ontology annotation, biological process: quinate catabolic process. The transcript has a single exon. The record is from RefSeq and is a predicted model, not a curated record. NCBI's taxonomy places the organism in Eukaryota, Fungi, Ascomycota, Eurotiomycetes, Eurotiales, Aspergillaceae.